Ornithodoros turicata is the source of this 1285-nucleotide messenger RNA. RefSeq names its product probable very-long-chain enoyl-CoA reductase art-1 (gene Sc2). Lineage: Eukaryota; Metazoa; Arthropoda; Arachnida; Ixodida; Argasidae. The transcript is spliced from 12 exons. Bases 163 to 1077 code for a protein of 304 amino acids. The record is from RefSeq and is a predicted model, not a curated record. Gene Ontology annotation, biological process: very long-chain fatty acid biosynthetic process. Gene Ontology annotation, molecular function: protein binding; oxidoreductase activity, acting on the CH-CH group of donors.
CUAGAACUAGAACUACGUACGAGAGGCGAGCGAACAGCGAGCAAGCGUUCGUGAUUUUCCUCCUCCGUCUGUAGCCACCAGACAUUUCGUUAUAUACACACGUGCAUUGCAUUGUAAUUUACUUUAACUUCACCUCACGGAACUGCGAUAAAGUCCGGCACGAUGGACGUGGAAGUAGUGCUAGCCGGCUCAAACAAGAGCAUUACGAAGCUGCAAGGGGUCGAAGCGUCGACCACAGUGACAGACAUCAAGAAGCUAGUUUUUCGUGCCCGGCCAAGUCUGUACCCCGAUAGGCAGUCGAUUAGAUCCGAGCCUCGUGGGAGAUCCCUUAGCGACACGGCCACAUUGAAGAGCAUAGAUUUCAAGUCCGGAGGUACGCUGUACGUCAAGGACCUCGGACCACAGAUUGGAUGGAAGACGGUGUUCCUGGUGGAGUAUUUUGGUCCUCUUGCUCUCUACUUGGUAACAUAUACCAGACCCUCCCUCUUCUAUGGGGCAAACGCAGCUACCCAGCCAGUACACAUGGUGGUGCACAUAGCAGCGGGCUGCUGGACAGUGCACUAUGUCAAGAGACUACUCGAAACGCUUUUCGUUCACCGCUUCUCACAUGGGACUAUGCCAAUCAUGAACCUCUUCAAGAACUGCUCAUACUAUUGGCUGUUUGGCCUCUACAUCGGGUAUUACGUCAACCAUCCACUGUACACUCCACCAGCAUUCGGAAAGCUGCAGAUCUAUGGUGCUCUAGCUGCAUUUCUGUUUGCCGAGCUGGGCAACCUGAGCAUUCACGUCGCCCUUCGAAACCUCCGGCCACCAGGCACAAAGGAAAGGCGCAUUCCCAAGCCAACAGCCAACCCCUUCACUUGGUUGUUCAGCCAUGUAUCCUGUCCAAACUACACUUACGAGGUGUUGGCCUGGGCCUCUUUCUCAACUAUGACACAGUGCCUGCCAGCUGCACUAUUCACAAUGGCUGGAUUCUAUCAGAUGGCUGUGUGGGCGCUUGGGAAGCACCGUAACUACAAGAAGGAGUUCCCUGGCUACCCUAAAAAUCGCAAGGCUAUUGUGCCAUUUUUCCUGUGAACAAACUGCAUGGACAGUUGUCGAAAAGGGCAUGUUGCGGUGGAGCCACAUUCCACGCUUCCAUCUGUUUUGUGCAAGUUUUCUUGCCAUUAUCCUCUCACAAGUGCAGUUCUCAGGAGUGUUGUUGGUUUCAUGUGAGUGGGCAUUGUGUUGUUUUUGGUGAUGGUUCAUUUGCUGAGGCUGCCUCUAAUAAAAUGGUCACAAUGUU